CUAAUAGACUAGAAGUCCUUCCGGCCCCUUGUGACUGUGAAUUGAAUGAAUAAACGGAUGAAAUCAAGAAAUAAUUCAACUAAUAGUUCGAACCAAGAACAAGAAAUGGGAGAACGAAAGUCGUCUGGGUUCACAAAGACUCUGUGGCUAAAAAGUCAAAAAGAUAUAUCGAAGUAGUUCUGAUGAUUCAAUAAUCUUAUUACUUCAAUCCGAAGUUCUUAGUUACUUCGACUGGAUGAGUCCUAGCGAGGGAAUAAUUAAGUCAUAAUUCAUUUGUUGAUUGUAUCAUUAACCAUUUCUUUUUUUUGGUACGAGGAACGUCAUCAUGAAUCCACUGAUUUCUGCCGCUUCCCUUAUUGCUGCUGGAUUGGCCGUAGGGCUUGCUUCUAUUGGACCUGGAGUUGGUCAAGGGACUGCCGCGGGUCAAGCUGUAGAGGGUAUCGCGAGACAGCCUGAGGCAGAGGGAAAAAUACGAGGUACGCUAUUACUUAGUCUAGCUUUUAUGGAAGCUUUAACAAUUUAUGGACUGGUUGUAGCAUUAGCACUUUUAUUUGCAAAUCCUUUUGUUUAAUCUUAGCUUAGAAAUAUGAAAAAGAAAUAUAUU
Molecule: messenger RNA, 604 nt
Organism: Capsicum annuum
Lineage: Eukaryota; Viridiplantae; Streptophyta; Magnoliopsida; Solanales; Solanaceae
Product: ATP synthase subunit c, chloroplastic
Exons: 1
Coding region: 326-571 (81 amino acids)
Biological process (GO): proton transmembrane transport; proton motive force-driven ATP synthesis
Molecular function (GO): proton transmembrane transporter activity
Source: RefSeq, a predicted model, not a curated record